This is a messenger RNA of Kickxella alabastrina, 1639 nucleotides long. Its product is annotated as kinase-like domain-containing protein. The record is from RefSeq and is a predicted model, not a curated record. Lineage: Eukaryota; Fungi; Kickxellomycota; Kickxellomycetes; Kickxellales; Kickxellaceae. The transcript has a single exon. The coding region runs from base 152 to 1552 and encodes 466 amino acids. Gene Ontology annotation, biological process: protein phosphorylation. Gene Ontology annotation, molecular function: protein serine/threonine kinase activity; ATP binding.
GCCCCCCGUAGAGCGCCGCUCGGCGGCAUUGGGAAGAAUCGCAGAAUGCCCAAAGAAGAUCUGGCUGUCAUUUCUAUAAAAAACCAGGCGCGCAGUGGCAAGCGACAUAACGCUGCAGCAUACAGCCACCCUCAGAAGGACAUCACUACCAAUGGCACUGCUGAUGACGACGACACCAUCGACGCCGAUGCCGACAGCAUUAAUCGUUCUUCGCCCGCCAAUGGGUCGCAUAAGGUCUCUCUUGAUGACUUCCAGUUGCUCAGCAUUAUUGGCAAGGGCAGCUACGGCAAGGUCAUGCUUGCCGCUACAAGGACACGGGCAAGGUCAUGGCGAUCAAGGUUAUUUCAAAGUCCAAGCUCCGUGGCCGCCCCAACGAGAUCCGUCGCGUCAUGUCGGAGCGCAAGGUCCUCGAGCGCACUGUCGAGCACCCUUCCUUGUUGGCCUGCAGUGUGCGUUCCAGACCAAGGAAAAGCUGUUCUUCUGUCUGGACUAUGUCAACGGUGGCGAGCUGUUCUUCCACCUGCAGCGCGAGCGCAGAUUUGGCGAGAAUCGCUCGCGGUUUUAUGCAGCUGAGAUUGCAUCUGCUCUGUCCUAUCUCCACAGUAUGGACGUUGUCUACCGCGAUCUAAAGCCCGAAAACUGUCUUUUGGACGCGCGUGGACAUGUCCGCAUAGUUGACUUUGGCCUGGCAAAGGAAGUCGGACCGGUGGUCUGGCGCACCGAGGGCUCUGCGUUGUACUCAGUCGAGGAGGGCGGCAAGACCGGUACCUUCUGUGGCACUCCUGAGUAUCUUGCACCCGAGGUGCUGCUGCGCCAGCGCUAUGGCAAGGAAGUUGACUGGUACUGCCUAGGCGCCGUUAUUUACGAGAUGCUGACAGGUUUGCCGCCGUUCUAUCAUCAGGAUAAUAACACCAUGUAUCAGCGUGUGCUCAGCGAAAACUUGCGCUUCCCAACAUCGCUUCCACCUCCAGCGCCGUGCAACGGUGAAAUGCAUCCUGGAAGCGGAAAUAUUGCGAGCAAUUCUAUUGGCCGGUAUGCGCAAGACUUCGUCUUCCAGAUAAUGAAGCGCGAUCCGCAAGACCGACUUGGCCACGGCGUGUUUGGUACUGAAAACGUUAAACGUCAUCCCUUCUUCCACGGAAUAGACUGGGGCAAGAUCUAUCGCCAGGAGUACGCGCCGCCAUUUGUGCCCAAGGUCAGCUCAAUAUUUGAUCUCAGCAACAUUGACCCCGAGUUCCGAAAUGAGCCUAUCCCCGAGUCCAUCCUUGCCGAGGGCCAGAUCGACCUUCUCGCUGAAACUGCCGAGGCCGAGCGCCAGACUGAGCUCGCCAUGCAGGCAAAGCUAAUGGCAUUCCCUUCGCCAAUGUCUAACCAUGCGUCUAACCGCACGCUUGUUGACAACAGGGCCCAGGCCAGCUUGCUGCUAAAUAAUGAAAACAUUAUGGCGGCUAUGUCUGCCGCUAGGCGCAACGCUGAGAUGGACUCGACUAUCGAUGCCUUCCGAGGAUUCUCCUUUGUAUCGCCGUGGGUCGAUGCUCCAGAGAACGAUUAGUCGGAAAAACGUUACCAUUUAUCAUUUUAUCCUUUCCAUUUUUAUUAUAAAUAUUCACAUUACAAAGUUUAGUCUUCAACUCAAGUG